CUACCGGGUGCAGCCAGGGGACAUCUCUUCCUCCUGAACCGUCUGUCAAACUCGAUAACUUUAACAGAAAUCUACUCUAAAGGGACGGCGACAUGUUUUGUUCACACGCCUGAGUUACUAGUUAACGUUACGCUCUGAUAUCUUAACGUUAAAUCUACUGAAUAAGCUUUAGCUAGCAGGCUAGCAUCAGCAUCAAUAGGGUCGACCAUGGCGGCAGUUGACAGCUUUCAGUUUUUGUAUAGAGAAGUUUCUCGGUCAUGCAGUCCUUACUUUGAAACCCUGGCACUGGUUGGAGCUCUUUAUACGGCUAGCCGGGCUGUAAUCCUGCUGCGAGACUGCUGCACGUUGGUCAGGGUACAUUUCCUGCCAAGAAUGAUCCCGAGUAAGAAGCUAACCCAGAGAUUUGGUGACUGGGCUGUCGUGUAUGGUGCAUCAGAGCCUGUGGCCAAAGCUUAUGCAGAGGAGCUGGCCAGACACGGUAUCAGCAUUAUCUUUGUCACUCAGAACCACACUUCUGUGCGAGAAACAGCUGCGUCCCUUUCUCAGAGCUACGGAGUGGAAACUGUUGUCGUCCUGGCCGACUUCUCUUUGGACCAGGCAGCCAGCAAGACCAUCAAAGAAGCCAUGAGGGGGAAAGAUAUUGGCUUCUUGGUGAACUGUGUGGAGUCAAUGUCUUCCCCUCAGAGUCUUAUUGAAGUGCCUGAGCAGGCCCUGCUGGAUUUGCUGAAUAAGAACGUUGCAGUGGCUACUCUGAUGACCCGGUUGGUGCUGCCUGGGAUGGUGGAGCGCAGCAGAGGAGCUGUGGUCAAUAUAUCGUCGGGUGCUUGCUGCAGACCUCUGCCUGGAAGAGUGACACUCACCGCCUCUGCUGGCUACAUGGAUCAGCUGUCAAGAGCUCUUCACCUUGAGUACAGCGGCAGAGGGAUCUUUGUCCAAAGUCUGAUUCCUUUCCAGAUAGCCUCAAGUGAGCAACAACCAUCAACAUCGACACAAGCAUCAACACCGGGCUGGUUUGCACCAAAGCCAGAGGUUUAUGCCCGCCACGCCAUCUCCACCCUGGGUGUCACUAAUAGGACCACUGGUUACUGGCCUCACACACUGCAGUAUGGACUGAUGAGAUGUGUCCCAGAGUGGAUCUGGGUCCUUGGAUCUCAUGUGCUCAUCAGCUCAAGCUAAGAGCUCACCUUGCCUCCUUCACUAAAGACUUAAUCAGUUAUCAUAUCUUCUUGUUACUGGAGUUUUAGUUUCGUGUGUCAUUAGCUCUCAGGCUCUGUUGAGGUUGGUAGUUAAGAGAUUUUCUUCUGCUGAGUUGGUAUCAAUUUCAAGGGAAGCUGCAGUAUAAUUAAUGCACAUACAUGUCUUAAUGGUGGACAGGCAGGGUUUUGGAAUCUUGGUGUGACUUUGAGUCCUGUGCGGCCAGCAGGGGUCAUAAAGGCUUGAUUCAUUUAAUAUAAAAAAGGAAUGUACAUUAUUUUAUUUUUCUAUGGAGCUGCACGCUAUCAUGCACAACAGAAUACAGUAUAGAAGUGCAGGUGAGAUCAAAAGCCUCGCCUCAGAUGUUACAUUAAAAAGACAGUCAGAAGAAAGCAAUAACAAAGCAAUCUGCAACCAUAAAAUCAUAAACAAAAUGAUGAUAAAAUAAAAUUCAUCUUGUGCUGGCUUUUGACUUUCCAGAUCUUUCUGGUUGUACCGCUUCUUACCAGCUCUAACCACAUCUACAGUAUAUGGCACACUUACAAAAACCAAACUGCAUUUGACUUGAAACCAAACCCAGCAUCAUUCAAAGUCAAAGAGACAGACUGAUAUCAUAAUGUAGAAUAAUCCCUCUAAAUGUAGUAAAGUUUUAAUGAGCAAAAUGUGCAACAUGCAAUACUAACUUAAGUGUGAUAUUGCUAAAUGUAACUCAGUCCAAGAUACAUGUGAAUUGAAGGUGACAAGAGCACAUUUGUAAAUCAAACUUAAGUAUAAAUCUGAAUAUAUUCUUGCAGUGUGAAAAUGUCUUAACUUAUUAAGCCUCUUGGUCUGAUCAAAGACAGUGUUGAGAUAAAACCAAGACGUACUGGUGCGGUGUUAAACAUGUGAGAGUGCUGACAGUAAAUACAAACAUGGUGGUGAAUGGGUGAAUGGGGAAUGAUAGCUUUAGGUGUCUUUGCUCAGAGUACAACAUUCAAGCAUCUCCAGGAGUGAAGUUGAAAUGAGAUGAAGAGUGAGAUGGUGAUGUUUUGUUUCAUUGAGAAACUAUAUUUAAGCUACAUUAAUUAUAUGUCGAUAUAGCUUAAAAUAAGUACUUAUAUUAAGAAAAGUGAACAGAUUCAGAUAUAUUGUGUUGAGUGGUUGCCUACAUAAACAGUGCAGUGUAUAAAAAUGUGGACUUAAAUAUGACGUGUCAUCAUAAUACAAAAGAACAAUAAAUCUCUUUCUUCAUUCCCUUA
This is a messenger RNA of Epinephelus lanceolatus (giant grouper), 2432 nucleotides long. It is a transcript of the gene hsdl1, whose product is annotated as hydroxysteroid dehydrogenase like 1. The record is from RefSeq and is a predicted model, not a curated record. Gene Ontology annotation, cellular component: mitochondrion. Lineage: Eukaryota; Metazoa; Chordata; Actinopteri; Perciformes; Serranidae.